Messenger RNA from Paramisgurnus dabryanus, 2627 nucleotides. The record is from RefSeq and is a predicted model, not a curated record. NCBI's taxonomy places the organism in Eukaryota, Metazoa, Chordata, Actinopteri, Cypriniformes, Cobitidae.
GAGAGGGUAAGUCUGUCAUACCGAGAUGAAGAGAGAGAGAGAUGUGGGUCACUGUAAACAUCUGUCUGUAUCUUUUCCUUACCUGCAUCUCAGCUACCUUUAUUCCCAGCUCAAACUCCUGUCAGAUCCAGGGACACUUUAAGCUGAAUGGGAUGUACCAGGAUGGAGAUUUUCUUAUUGGAGGCCUAUUUGAGGUUCAGCAUCUCAAAGUAUUUCCAGAACUGAGCUUCAGAAAAGAGCCAGAACAGCCCCAGUGUGAAGAAUUUUAUAUGUCAAGCUUCCAGCAGGCACAGACCAUGAUUUUUGCUAUAGAUGAGAUCAAUAAGAAUCCCAACCUGCUGCCAAACAUCACUCUUGGUUAUCAUCUGUAUGACAACUGUUUAAAGCUUGUGGUGGCAUUCAGGGCAUCCACGUCUCUUAUCAGUGGAACAGAGGGGACCAUCUCCAACCACAACUGUACCGGUCCACCACCAGUGAUUGCUAUUGUUGGAGAUCCAGGGUCCACUCACUCCAUUGCUCUUUCUAGUUUGCUGGGUCUGUUUCGAGUUCCAAUGGUUAGCUACUAUGCCACCUGCUCCUGUUUAAGUGACAGGAAGAAAUAUCCCUCCUUCUUCAGAACUAUCCCCAGUGAUGCCUUCCAGGUUCGAGCUAUGAUUCAGAUCUUGAGACAUUUUAGAUGGACCUGGGUUGGCGUUAUAUAUAGUGAUGAUGAUUAUGGCAUCUACGCUGCUCAGUCCUUCCAGCAGGAGAUGCAGCUGUUUGGAGGUUGUGUGGCAUUUUCUGAAAUAAUGCCUUAUGAUAAUCACCGGGACAUUAAGCGAAUUGUGAGAGUGAUUAAGGAAUCUACAUCCAAGGUAGUUGUGGCGUUCUCAACCGAUCUGUUAGCCCUGAUGGAUGAGUUAUUGCUGCAAAAUGUGACAGGCAGACAGUGGAUUGCAAGUGAGGCUUGGACCACCUCACCUGUGCUUCACUCUCCACGUUAUGUACCUCUUGUUGCUGGCACACUGGGUAUUGCCAUCCGACGUGGAGAGAUUCAGGGACUGGGUGAUUUUCUACAACACCUUCGUCCUGACAAUGAUCCCAGAAAUAAUUUGGUGAGAGUCUUUUGGGAACACAUGUUCGGGUGCAGGUUUGAGACUGGAGACAGUGAGAGAGAAAACAUGUGCACAGGGCAAGAAGAUCUGAGCAGUACAAUUAAUGAAUAUAAUGAUGUAUCAGAGCUAAGGGCCUCCUAUAAUGUGUACAAAGCAGUUUAUGCCCUGGCACAUGCACUUCAUGACCUGAUGCAGUGUGAGGAGGGGAGAGGACCUUUCAGUGACAACACCUGUGCUGACAUAACAAACCUGCAGCCCUGGCAGCUUGCUCACUACCUACAGAAGGUACACUUCACCACAGGAUUUGGAGACCGUGUGUCAUUUGAUGAGAAUGGAGAUGCUCUGGCCAUCUAUGAUGUGAUGAACUGGCAGCCGAGCUCUGAUGGGUCAAUCAUCGUCCGCACAGUCGGUGUGGUGGAUGAAGGGGCGGCAACAGGGAAGGUGCUCACACUGGAUGAAGAUGCAUUAUACUGGAACUUUGAGACAAGAAAACCUCCACGGUCUGUCUGCAGUGAGAGCUGCCCACCAGGCACCAGACGAGCCAGGAGGAAAGGCCUUCCUGUCUGCUGUUUUGACUGUCUGCCCUGUGCAGAUGGAGAGAUUUCUAAUACAACAGAUUCUACUGAAUGUAUACUGUGUCCAGUUGAAUUCUGGUCAAAUCCAGAAAAGGAUCGCUGCAUUCCUAAAGAAGUGGAGUUUCUGUCCUAUGAGGAACCUUUGGGCAUCUCCCUGACCACUGCUUCUCUGAUCGGCACCUGCUUCUGUGCUGUUGUCAUGAUCAUCUUCGGUCAUCACCGCAACACUCCAGUUGUUCGAGCCAAUAAUUCAGAGCUCAGCUUCCUGCUGCUGCUGUCACUCAAACUGUGUUUCCUGUGUGUGCUGUUGUUUAUUGGCCGACCACAGUUGUGGACAUGUCAGUUAAGACAUGCUGUGUUUGGCAUUAGCUUUGUUUUGUGCGUCUCCAGCAUUCUGGUCAAGACUAUGGUGGUAAUAGCCGUGUUUAAGUCAUCUCGACCAGAGGGUAAAGGUGCUAUGAAAUGGUUCGGAGCAGCCCAACAAAGAGGCACAGUCUUGGUACUAACCACUGUCCAGGUGGUGAUAUGUGUAGUCUGGCUAUCAACUGCAUCUCCAACACCACAUAAAAACACAAUGUAUAUUCGCUCUAAAAUAGUAUACGAGUGUGCUAUUGGUUCAGUGGCAGGUUUUGCCAUUUUGCUUGGCUACAUUGGCCUCCUAGCAGCUGUGAGCUUUAUGUUAGCUUUUCUUGCAAGGAACCUUCCAGAUAACUUUAAUGAAGCAAAGUUCAUUACCUUUAGUAUGUUGAUCUUUUGUGCUGUAUGGAUCACGUUUGUUCCAGCUUAUGUCAGCUCACCAGGGAAAUAUGCAGUGGCUGUGGAGAUUUUUGCCAUCCUGGCUUCUAGUUUUGGACUGCUGGUGGCCAUAUUUGCCCCGAAGUGCUACAUCAUCCUCUUACAUCCAGAGAGAAACACUAAAAAAGCUGUCAUGGCCAGACACACUGAAAAAAAUAAAUGA